Messenger RNA from Rhincodon typus (whale shark), 4314 nucleotides. RefSeq names its product death effector domain-containing 1 (gene dedd2). The transcript is spliced from 4 exons. Gene Ontology annotation, biological process: apoptotic process; extrinsic apoptotic signaling pathway via death domain receptors; regulation of apoptotic process. Bases 292 to 1332 code for a protein of 346 amino acids. Gene Ontology annotation, cellular component: nucleolus. The record is from RefSeq and is a predicted model, not a curated record. Gene Ontology annotation, molecular function: DNA binding; protein binding. Lineage: Eukaryota; Metazoa; Chordata; Chondrichthyes; Orectolobiformes; Rhincodontidae.
ACGGCAGGGGCAGUUGGCGCAGGCGCGAGCCGCGGAAAGUGCCAGAAAGAGGAAAACAACAACAACAACAUCGUCGUCGUCGAGCGAGCGCAGUGCGGUUGACGCUGUUUUCUUUUACUUUUCAUUUAUCUACGGCUGGAAGGAUAUCGGGAUUAUUUAGCGAGUUCUCUGUUUGGUUUUGUCUUCCCCCACCCUCCCCGUUGUCCGUGUUUGUUUUUGAGUUCGUCGCGUUCCUUCUCCGGUUUAGGCCUCAGGCCUCGGCCUUCUCCUUUUCCACAGCCCGGGGUUGUGAUGGCGGCAACGGGGUCGUUGAAGCGGGCUCGCUGGCAGGAAGAGGAGACGCUGGCUUCCUACCGCAUGCUGUCCCUGCACCAGAUGUUCGAGCUGGUGGGCUCGCAGCUCAGCCGGGCCGACGUCGAGGUGCUCUCAUUCCUUCUGGCCGAGGCCUACCCGCUGGACCGGGCGCUACGGGCCGGUGGGGAGGAAGAAGAGGAGGAGAAGAUGGAGGAGGCUGCCGAGGGCGAUGCCAUCCUCGGCCCCCGCGCCCCGGCCUCGGCCUGGGACGAGCCCAGCUGCCGCAGUAGCGGCGUCCGCCUACUGUUCGAGCUAGAGCGGCGGGGCCUGUGUGACGAGACCAACUUCCGGCACCUGCUGCAGCUCCUCAGGGUCAUCAGCCGCCACGACCUGCUGCCCUACGUGGGCCGCAGUAGGGGCACAGCAGUGUCUCCUGAGAGGUGUACUUAUGAAGGUCCUAUGUCAAAAAUUGGAGAGCAGGUGGAAAGCUGUUUAAAUUCUGAGCAUGCUGUCUCAACACGGAGCGGUUGGGAGCCAGGUGCGUCUUUGACCAAACGGCAUGUGGCAACCCGUAGACGAGGUCGAGGUCCUGGUAAGCGGAGAGGGCGUAAGAGAAAUAUGCACCGUAACCAUGAAAGAGAGAAUCAGACUCCCUAUCAACAGAGAGCAACCUGUGACAUAAGACUACGAGUGCGAGCUGUAUAUUCUGAUCAGAAUACUGUGCUCCGAGGGAACGUAGUGUCUGUGAAACAGGACCCGCUGGACCGUUGUUUUGACCUCUUUGGGCAGGCGAAUACCAUCUUGAAAAGCCGGGACUUGGGAUCCAUCAUCUGUGACAUUAAGUUCUCUGAGCUCUCUUACCUGGAUGCCUUCUGGAAUGACUACAUCAAUGGUUCACUGCUGGAGGCUCUGAAAGGUGUAUUUAUAACUGAUUCACUGAAGCAAGCUGUGGGGCAAGAAGCGAUCCAACUGCUUGUCAAUGUAGAUGAAGAUGAUUAUGAAAAGGGCCGAAGAGUCCUUCAAAAUAUUUGUCCAUGAGAGAUAUAGUUGGAACUGAGAUAAUUGACUAUAUUAACUGUUAAGCUAAUUAGCUUCUUUAUAUGAAGUAAAAUAAAGAGAAGUAAUUAGCCCAUUAUGACAAACUCUCUUUUAUUCAGUCCCCUGUAGUUCUGGAUCAGGUGCUUGUGCCAUGCUGAUCUGGUGCUGCUGCGUCAGUGCAGAUACAAACAUUUCAUUCAGCAUUGGCAAUGCUUUGUAAAGACAACUUCUGUGGUUUAUUGCAACAAUAUUUUGUGUAUUUGUGGUAGGAAGUGCACAUGUUGAGCUAAGACUGCCCUCCCUAAUGGAAUUCCACGUAAAGUUCCUCUGUUUCUUCACUCCAGCAACCUGAUUGCACGAAGUUGGACAAGAUCGACGAAAAAUGUGGCUGUCUAGUUUUUAUUGCAGGUACCAAGUAGGAAGCCAGCUUACAACGUAACUGCCAAUCAUAUGGGCCUGAAUUUGCAGUGCUAACAAUGUUGAUUUGAUGUUUCUCGGACUGUUGGUGAUUCGAGUUGUUGUAAAAUGGAUUGUCUGUCUCAACACCAGAUCAGGUAACUUGAAAGCCAGGGAAGUCAUCUCUGGAUUGGUGGCUUAUAUAUAUUUCAAACUUAGUCACUUCUGGCAGUCCAGCAGUUAGCAUUUGUCUGUAUUUCUGAUGGCUAAAAAUUCGCUUUGUGUUUGGCUCCCAGUCCUUCCUAUUCUUCUUCCUUUCUCUUCAAAAUGUCAAUUCUUCCUGAUACAGCUUUACGCGUCCUAGUACCAUUUCCAUUCUUGUGAAGUUCUCACAUGAUGUCCACUUUCCAAUGCAAAUCAUUGGGUGAUGCUGGUGCUUGAACAUGAGCUAAUUUAGCAUGGUUGAGACCAUGCCCUGGGACAUGGUGGCUGUGUAUUUCCUGUGCCUUUGAUCUUCAAACUGCACAGAGGAUAGGAAUUCUAAUAUGGAUUUUUGUGCCACUUUAAUCUAGUCUUAAAUCCUCUGCCCAAAAGUAACUUUCAGAAUUUGAAUUAAUUGUACAUGUAGGCUCCCAAGCAUGAGACUAAUUGGAGGAGAUAAAAAAAAGUUUAAUCCUAAUAAAUUGAUCUGAUUUUAAUACCUGUUCUUGGGUUAUUAAGAAAAUGAACUGUACGUAACCUUUCAGGGGAUGGAGAGGAGAUGAUGUUCUUUUGUUCAAAUGUUGUGCUAUACUGAAUUAAAUGCCUAAAAUUUUGAACACUAGAAUGGACAGUCUUGAAACAAGAAUACAUGAUCUUUUUCCUGGCGUUUGAUUAAUGAAAACAAUUUCAGUUCACAUAAUUUGCUCAUUGGGAUUAAAUUUAUUUUAAAAAGCUAGAGAAGGGGAGACAUUAGUGCAGUAUACAAGCUUGUAUUUCUCCUGGGCUGUUUUGGAGCUUGAACAUUGGUGGCUGUGUUUAGUGUUGGAAGGUGGGCUACAGUUUAGGUUUGACUGAGAGUUGGGAAUAUGAUCUUAUUUCAGAUGCACCAAUUGCUGUAACCUCUGCAUCCACCUUGUGCGUUCUGUCUCCCUGGUCCCCCCCUUCCCGGUUCUGUGUGUUCCACCAACAUGAACUGGCUUCCAUACAAUGGACCAUGCCUAAAGAUGUCAACUUGUCAGGUGGUCAAUGGUACUGAUGCUUUUUGAAGGUAAUUCAAUAUUUGUAAAAACUGAGUCAAUUUGCGUGUAAUUUUAUCACCAAAUUAAUUCUCGAAGUUAUUUCACUGUUAGUGAAAUUCUGACAGCCCAGAAGGACAGAGGCGGAUUGGGCUUCAAUGAAAUGUCCACAAACUGAAAUCUUCUGCAAGAAGUGAUGGAGAAGGUACUUCAAUAACUCAUUAGGAUCUUGAUGUGCUAUGGCUAUGCACUUCAUCCAAGACUAAUCUGCACCACUGUAAAGCUACUGAGCAGAGGCAGACACUUCAAAAAGAAACUGGAAGCCGAGGUAUUCAUGAUUUUGCCUAUAAAGGUGAAAUGACUUGGACAAGAGUGAUCCUGUAGCUACAGAAUAUGGGCCAUGUCCUUUAAAUGUCUAGUAGCUGUUGGCUUUGCUCUGGCAUUGUCAUGUUGAAUUCUUACACCGAUGUGAGGAACUAGCUCAGCUCAAUAACUGCACAAGAAAACAUGCUGGUUUGGAACACCCCCGUUUGGUAACUAAGAGAUCUUGAGGCAUGUGCUUCUUCCUCUACCUGUUCAUGAAAUGUUACAAUAUUAUCCAUUAUUUUCGUGCAGUCAGAAUGUUGGUGUUUGUUGUAAAAACAUAUUGCAACAAACCUUUAUUCAGGAGCUUUGUGAAAUGGGUAAGAAUGUAAUGCUGGCUUCUUGAGGUUAAAUGACUUGUACUUUAGAUCAUUUUGAGGAUGGCAUCAGGUCUGAGAAAGAAGUAAGCAAGCAACGUUGGCUGACGUUGGGUCGUUAGUAAGUUGACUUUUCAAGUAGCUUGAUUCAGAGAAGCAUGAAGAAAUAUAAACUCUUUCACAGCCAGUCAAGAUAAGCUUAGCAGGAGGUCUAAAAAUUCUCUCUCCCUCUUGUUCAGCUAGUUGAGAGGCACUGCUCUCUUGACACUGCGUAUAUCUGUCUGGCUUGUGCGAGGCUGAUGGUGACAGUGGUGCACCUACCACUGCUCACUUCUAUGGCCAUAUGCUGUAGAUGAGUAGGUCCCUGCUAAAGAAAAUACCUUCAGCCAUCUUAGAAUGGCCAUUUACUGUGAAGGGUUUUUUUCCUGUUGCCCCAACACUCCUUUCUGCUCCCCAGCCCUCGUUUUGGCUACUUGAUUUAAAGAGAAUCUUAAUUUCCUUGUAAACUUGUGUGUAGCUAACACUUCUGUACAUCUAUUGGAAUACAGUGUAGCUGGAACAUGUUUUUCUUGGUGACUUUGGUGUCAUCUCUAGAUUGGAAAGUUUUCACUGAGGGCUAUACCCCCUCAUCACAGACAUUUGAGGCACCUUUUUGUAAAGCAUGUGUUCAAUAAAGAUUUUUCACAAAA